CAUUUCGCGUCACCGGCUUCGACUGGCCUGAGAGGAGGCACCCAGCUGCCUCCUUAGCACCGAAACUCGUUAAACGCCGACGUAUUGACGUUUCGCGCGCGUAUCUCGCUCGCAGCGGGCACCUCUCAGCAUCGCACCGCAUCAGGACGCGUGUCUCUCUCUCUUUCUCUCUUUCUUUUUCUGUGUGCUGGUGUUCAGUGAAGAUAGCAAACGGAGGAGAACUGAGGUCCGGUCGAGUUUCUACCUUCGACACGAACAGGUGGACAUUCGGGAACGAAGAAGCGCUGCGCAGCUCGCUCGCUAUGAAGGCCCGGUAUCAUGAUUUAGUGUUCAGCUUCGACCGGACGACGACGGCAGUGCUAGAGUGAAGGAGGAGCCAGGAGUCGACGGAAUGACGAAUGACGUCUCGUGUCCGUGAGCUGAUACUUCACUGCCGAGCUACUUUGUGAAAACAAUGCUCCGACGAGCAACGGGAGACGGAUCGGGUAGCCCAAUGAUGUGACUCAUGUGUCGGUUCAGGCGCGAUGACGGAGCAUGCGAGUGCGUUGACAGGUCGUCGAUAGCGAUCAGUGCGACUGGUUUCGUGACGGUGGCUCGAGUCGACGACUCCCCGCGAAGAUUGUCGAGGACUCGAACAUGUUGGGCCAGUGAACGGGACUUGAUAAACUGGUGCGGUUGAUCCUCGUCAACAGUUUCAGGACGUAAGUGCGUUAUCGAAAGAAUGCGCGGUGCUUGAAGGGCCGAGCUGCCGUGGCCUCGCGACUGGCUGCCAAGAGCCACCGGGCGAGUGUCUCGAGCUUGUUCAGUUUAGCUCCCUCUCAUAUUCCGCGCGGCAUGUGCACCACGGAGAUGACGGAAUCGUACACGAUGUCACCGUCGACAACGGUAUCUUCCAGCGCCGCGACGCCCGGCUGCGUGAGCGGCUCGUCGGCGCACCGACGGACGUCGUGCAGAGGCUCGCCGAGUCGAGGGGACGUCCAGGACGACGAGGACGAGAUCUCCGUAGGUUGUCCCAGCCCGCUGCCGCUGGUAGUCGCGACGCCCAACACGGAGGACGAGCUGGCCUCCUCCAGGGACGAUUACGCCGACCGUCUGAGCCCGAGAAGAACCUAUCCGCGAGACUCGAUGACGGAGGACGAGGACAGGGAUUAUUCCCGCAACGGGGAUUACAGGAUGUCGAACGGAAGAACCGGCAGCAGGACUCGCGAGAGCGGCGAUUCGGUGACGACGCUCAGGGACGACGAGGAGGACGAGGAGGAGGAGGAAGAGGUGGACAGCAGGACCAGUAGCAACGGAGCGGCGGCUGCUGGUACCACGGACGACUACUUCAAGCCGCUCAAGCGCCUGAAGAUGGUGCAGAUGCAGCACUCGGACGAGGAAGACGAGAGGGAACGGGAAUCCAACGACCGCGGGGUCAAGUCUUUCAGCAUCCUCGACAUCCUGUCGCAUCGGCCGAAGGCGAAGAUCGUCCGUCCCUGGGAUACGACGGAUUCCGGCCUGAGCCAUCAGCACCGUCACCACCUGCAGCAGCAGCAUCAUCAUCAUCAUCAUCAUCAGCACCAUCUGCAUCACCACCAUCACCACAGUAGUCAUCCGAGUCACGCGACCGGGCCCCGGGAUCUCUCGCUGAUGGGUAUGUCACUCGCGUCCAUGUCCGGCUCCAUCAGCGAACCGCCCCUCAGCAGCUCCUCGUCGUCCGGAAGGAGCUCCGUGUCGGAUUCCGGUAGCCCGGACCCGCUCGCCCAUCAUCACCAUCAUCAUGCCGCGCUUCAUCACGCGGGCAUUCAUCCCGGCUUGCAUCACCCGGCGCUCCAGCAGCCGCAGCAGCAGCAGCUCAAGAGGAAAAUGCCGCAGCAGCACGGCUCCCACGCUGGCCAAAACGGCAAGAGGACCACGGGGCAGGGCAGUCCCUUGGACGCGCUCUUCCAAAUGACCAGCAAGACUUUCGACGCCGGUGAGCACAGUCAGGAGCAAGCCAAUCACUUGAACCUGUUCAACAAUCGCCAGCAGCCGAAGAAGAAGCGCAAGAGUCGGACCGCCUUCACGAAUCAGCAGAUCUUCGAGCUGGAGAAGAGAUUCUUGUAUCAGAAGUACUUGAGCCCGGCCGACAGGGACGAGAUCGCCGCUCAGCUGGGUCUGAGCAAUGCCCAAGUGAUCACGUGGUUCCAAAACAGGAGGGCCAAGCUCAAGAGGGACAUGGAGGAGCUUAAGAAGGACGUGCAGACUGUGAAUCCAAUUUUGGUCGCUCAACAUCACAAGACUUUCCUAGAGAACGUGCAAGACCUGGGGAUCUUGAAGAAACGACCAUUGCCAAACUCCAUGGACGAGAAAUCGUAGAGGUCGACUCGAAAUCGCCUUUCCGACUUUCUGUGUGCAAUUGAGGCUCGACGGGAGGGAAUCGGACAACGGACAGUUAUUACUCAUGUAAUAUCGAGUAUUUUGGACCGAGAGGGAAGCUCGAAUCGUGAUACAUAAUUUCAGUGUAUUAUUCGAACAAGCACGUACGAAAAUUGUUUUUAUGCGCUCACGAAUGCACUUGGUCUUCUUUUUAUGCGCGAUUCGGUUCUUUCAUACAUUUUAAUCUUCAGAAUCUCUUCACGAAGAAAUUCUGAAGAGAGUCUUACGAUAAAGAACACCACCUUCUGCGUACAAACAUUAUCUGUCUACUAAUUUAUUACGAUUCAAUGUUCAAGUUUCUUUUUUUUCAAAAUUAUAAAGCUGUUUAAGUUAUUAUUGCAUCCAGUCUCUCGACGAGCGAGAAUAUUCCAUAGCAUUCUAUAACGGUCCAGUUUCUGAGAAAUAUGACUGAGGGGGGGAGGAAAUAUCAUUUUAAAAUUUGCAAAAGGGAUUUUCGUUGUGCUUGUUAGAACUGAAAAAAAAAACGUGACGUUCUUAUGUCGUAAUUUUACGGCUUUAAAUGGAAAGCGCAUCAUAGUCCGCUGCAAUUUUACGCGCAGAGCGCGGUGUAUUAUAAUGUAUUUAUUACAAAAUGGAGAAAGCGAGAGGAACGGGAUUCGUGAGGAGGACCUCGGCUAAAACGGUCGAUAAUAAAUUAUUAAAUGAAUAUUAAUCCGUAAAUUAUAAAUAACCCACGCGUUGUGGCCAUUGUGUACAUACAUUGUAUAUAGGUAUACAUCGUUCCCUUGAUAAUGUUACGUAUAGGCAUGAUAGAGACCGUUAUACAUGAUUAGAGUUACAAGAAACCGUAAGAGCAUAGAUGGGACACUGCAAUAUACCUGAUUAUGAGUUUAAUUAGUGAAUUUUAGGAGCGAGUAAAAUGUAUAUCUGCAUACGGCGAUUCGUAAAGUGAUAGUGAGGUGCGUGAGACUAAAAGCUAGGAGCGCGUGUGUAAACCGACUUAGUACAGUGUAUAGCGAAGCUAAAUAAAUGGAAACAUUAU
Molecule: messenger RNA, 3400 nt
Organism: Vollenhovia emeryi
Lineage: Eukaryota; Metazoa; Arthropoda; Insecta; Hymenoptera; Formicidae
Product: LIM domain-containing protein A-like
Exons: 2
Coding region: 835-2337 (500 amino acids)
Biological process (GO): regulation of DNA-templated transcription
Molecular function (GO): DNA binding; DNA-binding transcription factor activity, RNA polymerase II-specific
Source: RefSeq, a predicted model, not a curated record